Messenger RNA from Bombina bombina (fire-bellied toad), 2404 nucleotides. It is a transcript of the gene COLGALT2, whose product is annotated as collagen beta(1-O)galactosyltransferase 2. NCBI's taxonomy places the organism in Eukaryota, Metazoa, Chordata, Amphibia, Anura, Bombinatoridae. The record is from RefSeq and is a predicted model, not a curated record. The transcript has 12 exons. The coding region runs from base 31 to 1881 and encodes 616 amino acids. Gene Ontology annotation, molecular function: procollagen galactosyltransferase activity.
CAGUAUGCUCAUCCCUAGGCUGGGUGCAACAUGGCUGCAGUCGCUGGGUUUUCUACCUCUUUACUGAUUUUGCAUUUGUAUUUUUGGGGGAUUUGUGUAAAAGCAGAUGAACUAAACAGUGAUGAAGAAAUUCUCCCUGAAUCCUCCAUACAAAAGCCCAGUGUUCUCGUUGCCAUCAUUGCAAGGAAUUCCGCACACACUCUGCCUUAUUUCCUGGACUGCAUUGAUAAACUGGAUUAUCCAAAGAGCAGGAUUGCUAUAUGGGCAGCAACAGAUCACAAUGUAGAUAACACUACAGCUAUUUUAAGAGAAUGGUUAAAGAAUGUACAGAAAUCUUAUCAUUAUGUGGAGUGGAGACCGAUGGCAGAACCCCAAUCUUAUCCUGAUGAAUUUGGACCAAAACAUUGGCCAGCCAGCAGAUUUUCUCAUGUAAUGAAACUUCGACAAGCGGCGCUGCGCACUGCACGGGAAAAGUGGUCUGAUUAUAUAUUGUUUAUAGAUGCAGACAACUUUUUGACCAAUCCCCAGACACUGAAUCUUCUUAUUCAAGAAAACAAGACAAUUGUAGCCCCAAUGCUGGAAUCGCGGACCCUUUACUCUAAUUUCUGGUGCGGUAUGACCCCUCAGGGUUACUAUAAAAGGACCCCUGAUUAUGUUCUCAUACGAGAGUGGAAGAGACUUGGCUGUUUCCCGGUUCCAAUGGUUCACUCAACAAUGCUCAUCGAUCUCAGGAAAGAAGCGUCCGCAGAUCUGCAGUUCUAUCCGCCUCAUGAUGAUUUUACGUGGACGUUUGAUGACAUCAUUGUAUUUGCGUUCUCCUGCAGGCUGUCGGGAAUACAAAUGUACAUCUGUAACAGAGAGCACUAUGGAUAUCUCACUGUGCCGCUGAAACCACAUCAAAGCCUGCAGGAAGACAUUGAGAAUUUUAUUCACGUACAGACAGAGGCAAUGAUUGAUCGUCCACCUCUAGAACCAUCUCGUUAUGUUUCAGUGACACCUAAAACCCCAGACAAAAUGGGAUUCGAUGAGAUCUUCAUGAUUAACCUAAAACGGCGCCAAGACCGCCGUGACCGGAUGCUUCGCUCUCUGUAUGAGCAGGAAAUUAUGGUGAAGAUUUUUGAUGCUGUUGAUGGAAAAGCACUGAAUACUAGUCAGCUGAAAGCUAUGAAUAUAGAAGUAUUACCGGGAUAUCAAGACCCUUAUUCUGGCAGGACACUGACUCGCGGUGAGAUUGGAUGCUUCCUCAGCCACUACUACGUGUGGAAAGAGGUGGUGGAGAGAGGGCUGGAAAAUGUUUUGGUCAUUGAGGAUGACGUUCGAUUUGAGUUUCAGUUUAAACGCAAACUGAUGAAACUAAUGAAUGACAUUGAAGAGACCCAGCUGGACUGGGACUUAAUUUAUAUUGGGCGUAAGCGAAUGCAAGUGCAGCGUCCAGAGAAAGCUGUUCCUACCGUGAUGAACCUGGUGGAAGCCGAUUACUCGUACUGGACUUUGGGUUAUGCUAUCUCAAGGCAAGGUGCCCAGAAGCUCAUUGCUGCAGAACCCUUAAACAAGAUGCUUCCCGUAGAUGAAUUCCUUCCGGUUAUGUUUGACAAACAUCCGGUAGAGAAAUAUAAUGAGUAUUAUGAAUCACGAGACUUAAAGGCCUUUUCUACAGAGCCCUUACUUAUCUACCCAACACAUUACACUGGACAACCGGGAUAUGUUAGUGACACAGAGACAUCCACCAUUUGGGACAAUGAAACAGUUAUAACCGACUGGGACAGACGAUAUUCUCGUAAAUCACGACAGCAAGAUCAGAUUCACAGCGACGCACAGAAUACGGACGCGUUGCCUCCUCAGACAACAACUCUUGACACGUCAUCUCGGGAUGAACUAUGAUUAUUUAUUUCAUGUGCUGCGCACUCAUUUCUUUUGUACAGAAGUUUGUUUUUUUUUUACUGUGAAAUUUUAUACUAAAACAAAAUAAAACAGAUUUUUUUUAUGUCGGUAAACGUGCUCCAGAAAAUAUUGUAUAUUAAGUUUUUGUUUCUAACCUCAAAGAAAACUGAUUGCCGAAAUACCUUUCGUGUAGUUUAAUUAACUGAAGCUUCUUUGUUCACUUGUAGAAUGCAAUAUAAUUCUAUAUAUAUAUUAUAAAAAUAAUAUAUAUUCUCAAGAUGUGGCAAUAUUAAUGUUAGAUUUUGAUAAUUAGGGGAAAUUAUUUGAUUUUGACUUGAAAUUAUUCUGCAGUGACUUAAAAUACUAAAUAUUGUAUCUUAAUAUUACGUUAUUUGAAGAAAAAAAUUGUAUACAGUUUAUUAUUUAAAUGGGAGAUGUUUAAUCAUUUUUUCUGAAAUUCAGAUCUUGAAGUAAGGUAUGUUAAAAAGUUAAAUAUUAAAUAAAGUUAUUUUGGUUACAGAAA